CGCACGUGCGGUGCGAUGCCGUCCGCCACCGUCACCAAAGAUUUUAGUAAAUUAGUCAGGUCUGCUGUAACGGAGUAAAAGAAUGGUAACAUUACUCCAGUGUUUUGGACUAGUGAAACUUAUUUGCGAGCAUAACGUGACGUUUAAUUUUUCCGUAUCAAAUUUGUUAAUUGUUGUGUGAAAGUUAUAGAAAUGGACGACAAGGAUAUAAUUAUUUGUAUACCAGGACAAAGGAUAUGCCCUACAAAUCAAGAGAACAUUGCUGGUCAGGGAACGUAUGAGCAACUUGGUUAUAUUUAUUCAAAGUUUGCUGGGAUAGUCAAAGUUGUUAGGCUUGAGAAUACAAAUUCAAUUGAGGUUCAUGGUAUGACUGACCAAAGCAUAGUCCCGGCCCCUGGAGAUAUUGUUACUGCCAUGGUGACAAUAGUCAAUCAAAGGUUUUGCAAGUGUAUGAUAAAGUGUGUUGGUGAUAUAGUGCUGAGUAGGCCGUACAGAGGAAUUGUAAGGAGAGAGGAUGUCAGAGCAACAGAAAAGGAUAGGAUUGAAAUGUACAAAUCUUUUAGACCUGGUGAUAUUAUUUUAGCAAGAGUUUUACCUAUGACAGAAGCACACACUUAUCAACUAAGUACUGCUGAAAAUGAAUUAGGGGUGGUUAUUGCACACAGUGAAGAAGGAGUGGCAAUGGUACCAGUAAGUUGGACAGAAAUGCAAUGUCCAAAAACUUUGAUUAAAGAAUUAAGGAAAGUGGCAAAAGUUAUACCAGAAGAAGUGGCUGUACAGGAUGGAUAGUUUUUAUAUAGUGAUUUUUAUGGCAUUAGUUAAUAAAAUUAGUAAUAGUAAAAAAUUAUUAAAUUGUUUCAAGCCCUUUAUGCUUUGUAUAUACAUGACUUUCAGAUAAUCUAGCUUUCACAGCUUUCAGACUCGAAUUAUAUUCCAUUGAACAAUGCAAAUAGAAUAUACUUCGUAUUAAAAAGUGUAUAAAAAUUAUAUCUAGUGGAUAAUGUAAUUACAUUUUGAUUAAAAUUAAUAGUAAAAACUUAUUUGAUCUGGAAACUUAAAACAAAACUCGCUUCUAAAUAAUUCUUUUUAAUUUUCUAACUACAUCUAAAUAAGGCAUUAAUUAAGUACAAAAUUAAUAUUUGUUUUAUUCCAUAUUUUUUGAUAGUUAUUUUUCUAUAGAUCAAUGAAUUACUUAGUUCUAUACAAAUUAUUGAAUAUAUUUACAUAGUAAUAAACAAUUUUGCAAAUGUCAAUUAAUUUUAUACGCGAAAAAAUGUUUCAUAAUAAGCAUUUAAUUAUUUAUCUAUCAAAAUAAUCAACAUGUACAAGUAGAAAAUAGUAAAAAGAAAAAAUAAGUGACGUAGUUAAUUAAGUAAAUCUAAGUGUAAUUAUACAACUAUCCCUUUUGAUAAAAUUAGAUAUCGCUUUUUCAAGCAAGAGGUAUCAUUACACAUUCGCAUACGCGCGCACACACACACACACACACACACACGUGUUUAAAGCAGUCUUACAAACUAGCUGAAUAAAUGAUAUCGACAUCGUCUUUCAUCAUUGAUCUAUGUCAAAAUCCAACGUUAUGAAACCGAACGUAGUUGCUAAAAAUUGACAUUGCAAAGUAGUGCAACUUUAGCUAGAGAAAGGCGCUACAAGUGCUAUUUUUUCUACCGAAAACCGCAUAUAAAUUUUUAUAAUGAAUUUUUUAUCACAAUUCAUUUAUGCUAGUUAAGUAAUAAACUUUCGUUGAAUAAAAAAAAAAAUACAGUAACCAAGGUAUAACUUAUCUUAACAAUCCUAUUCACGUGUAAGGUAACUUCAAAUACGGAAGACUACAUUGUUGCAAAAAAAUAUGAAACGUGUUAUAAUAUCGUAAGCUUGUUGUAUUGAUCAAUAUGAAAAUAAAAAACAUACACUCAC
Phymastichus coffea is the source of this 1914-nucleotide messenger RNA. It is a transcript of the gene Csl4, whose product is annotated as exosome complex component CSL4. Gene Ontology annotation, cellular component: cytoplasm; nuclear exosome (RNase complex). The transcript has 5 exons. The record is from RefSeq and is a predicted model, not a curated record. Gene Ontology annotation, biological process: RNA processing. The coding region runs from base 193 to 789 and encodes 198 amino acids. Lineage: Eukaryota; Metazoa; Arthropoda; Insecta; Hymenoptera; Eulophidae. Gene Ontology annotation, molecular function: RNA binding.